This is a messenger RNA of Dictyostelium discoideum AX4, 1410 nucleotides long. RefSeq lists its product as hypothetical. Bases 1 to 1410 code for a protein of 469 amino acids. The transcript is spliced from 5 exons. Gene Ontology annotation, biological process: proteolysis. The record is from RefSeq and is a predicted model, not a curated record. Gene Ontology annotation, molecular function: serine-type exopeptidase activity. Lineage: Eukaryota; Evosea; Eumycetozoa; Dictyosteliales; Dictyosteliaceae.
AUGAAAUUAUUAAAUAUUUGUUUAAUAAUUUUAAUAAUAUCAUUAUAUAAUGGUGUAGAAGCAAGAUUUAAAACACCAAUUGGUAAAAAGAUUGAUAGAAUGAUUAGAGAUUUACAUGGUGAAGUACCAGUAUUCUCAAAUGAAUCUUUAAUUUUUGAACAAAAUGUUGAUCAUUAUGAUUAUUUUAAUAAUAAUACAUUCAAACAAAGAUAUAUUGUAGUUGAUGAUUAUUUCACUGGUGAUGGUCCAAUCUUUUUUUAUUUAGCAGGUGAAGCACCAAUGGGAUUCUUUGGAUUCCAAGAAGUUCAAGUUGUAAAUUGGGCACAAGAUUUUGGAGCAUUAUUCAUUGUAUUGGAACAUCGUUAUUAUGGUGAAUCAUAUCCAGUUGAUGAUUUAUCAACUCACAAUUUAAAAUAUUUAACAUCACAACAAGCACUUUCCGAUGCUGCUAACUUUUUAUCAACUUAUAAACAAGAUAAUAAUUUAAUUGAUAAUCAAGUUGUUGUAUUUGGAUGUUCUUAUUCUGGUGCACUUUCAGCAUGGUUUAGAUUAAAAUAUCCAAAUUUAGUAGUUGCAAGUGUUGCACCAAGUGGACCAGUUUUAGCACAAUUAAAUUAUACAGGUUAUUAUGCACAAUUUUCAAAUUCAGCUCAACCAGAUUGUGUAGCAGCAACUCAACAAGCAACAAAUGAAAUUAUGCAAUUAAUUGCUAAUGAAAGUGGUCGUAAACAAUUAGAAAAAACAUUUAAUUCAUGUCAUUCAUUAGAUGAUCCAAGAGAUCAAUAUUAUUUCCUUUACUCAAUCACUGAUGCAUUAGGUGGUUCUGAUCAAAUGAAUAAUCCACCAACUUGGAUUUUAAAUUCAACUUGUCAAAUGUUAUUACAAAAUACUAAUUAUGUUAAUAAUUGGGCUCAAAUUGUAAAUGUUGGUCAAACCCAAUGUAAUGAUUUUAGAUUAAAAUCAUUUAUUGAACAAUUAAGAGACAUUUCAAUUAAUGAUAAUAGUGAUAAUAGAAUGUGGACUUAUCAAACAUGUGUUGAAUUUGGUUAUUUCUCAACUGCAUACCCAGGUACAAGUGUUUUCCCACCAGUUUUAAAUGUUGAAGAACAAACUAAAUGGUGUGAAGAAAUUUAUGAUAUUCCAGGUAUGACUCCAAAUAUUGAUGCAACUAAUAAUUAUUAUGGUGGUCAAAAUAUUCAAGGUUCAAAUAUUAUGUUUACAAAUGGUUUACUUGAUCCAUGGCAUUUAUUAAGUGUUAAUGAAGAUAAUCAAGCUGGUACUGUUAAAGCAGUUACAUAUGAAGCUGGUCAUUGUGGUAGUUUAAUUGCAACAACUAAUGACGAUCCAAUCUCUUUAACAAAUGCAAGACAAGAAGUUUUAUCUUUCUUAAAAUUAGUUUUAUCUCAAUAA